Messenger RNA from Zalophus californianus (California sea lion), 4113 nucleotides. RefSeq names its product potassium channel tetramerization domain containing 7 (gene KCTD7). Gene Ontology annotation, molecular function: protein binding; proton transmembrane transporter activity. The coding region runs from base 465 to 1370 and encodes 301 amino acids. The transcript has 6 exons. Gene Ontology annotation, biological process: protein homooligomerization; proton motive force-driven ATP synthesis. NCBI's taxonomy places the organism in Eukaryota, Metazoa, Chordata, Mammalia, Carnivora, Otariidae. The record is from RefSeq and is a predicted model, not a curated record.
CCCCAAGAGGAGAGUGUCUUCUAGGAGAUCAAAGAGGAGGCCUUCGUGGUUGCCCAGUCCUAAUCUCCAGCUGCCCAGAAGGUGGAGUAAGGGACUCUGUGCAGAUAAGAAGCAGGCCAAUGAACAGAUGUGUCCACAUUCACCCGACAGCUCCAUGGCUUUCCUCUGCUAGCGACUGUGCUGGGUGCUCCUACUGGUCUUACUGUGUAUGACAGUAUCAUAUUUAGAGCUGAAAUGACCCUCAAGAGAAAGAGAAAAGAGGAGGAAGGUGGGGCAUUGCCAGGCACUGAAGAAGGAGACUAGGAGUCUUUUCAGCUCUACUAGAGCAAACACUGGGAUUGGUAUGAGAUGUCCUUGGAAAAGGUGUAAAGAGCUCCAGAAAUUUUCCUGAGGUUGUCCCCCUUAACAUUGGAGGGGCUCACUUCACCACACGCCUGUCUACUCUGCGGCGCUAUGAAGACACCAUGCUGGCGGCCAUGUUCAGCGGGCGGCAUUACAUCCCCACAGACGCCGAGGGCCGGUACUUCAUUGACCGGGAUGGCACCCACUUUGGAGAUGUGCUGAAUUUCCUGCGCUCAGGGGACCUGCCGCCCCGGGAGCGUGUACGGGCUGUGUAUAAAGAGGCCCAGUACUAUGCCAUCGGGCCCCUCCUGGAGCAGCUAGAGAACAUGCAGCCUCUGAAGGGGGAGAAAGUGCGCCAGGCAUUUCUGGGACUCAUGCCCUAUUACAAAGUGAUGGGUGCUGUGUUCACCCCACAGACCAUUUGGAGCGGAUUGUGGAGAUUGCCCGGCUGCGUGCGGUACAGCGGAAGGCCCGCUUUGCCAAGCUCAAGGUCUGUGUCUUCAAGGAGGAGAUGCCCAUCACCCCCUACGAGUGUCCUCUUCUCAACUCCCUGCGCUUCGAGCGGAGCGAGAGCGAUGGGCAGCUCUUUGAGCACCAUUGCGAAGUGGAUGUGUCUUUUGGGCCCUGGGAGGCUGUGGCUGAUGUUUAUGACCUACUGCACUGCCUGGUCACGGACCUCUCAGCCCAGGGCCUCAUCGUGGACCACCAGUGCAUUGGGGUGUGUGACAAGCACCUCAUCAACCACUACUACUGCAAGCGCCCCAUCUAUGAGUUCAAGAUCACAUGGUGGGAUAGUUCCACGCUUUGUUUUGGGAUGUGGAAAGACUCUGCCUCCUGAAACAUAUCCUUCACCACCUUUUGGAGAUGCAACCAUAGUUGCCAAAGCCAUGCACCAGGUUGGCCUUAGAAAAGCACAAUGUUUACAGCCCUGCCUUAGGGCCUUGGCUUCUCCUACCUUCCACCAACCUUCCUUGCUUGAAGGGUUAUCUUCUCAGGGCUGUAAUGCAGAUUUCAGAGGUUCCUUUUGAAGAUUCCCUGAGUCAAGCAGGCAAGUUGCAUAGAUCUUCUGUUGUCUAUGAGAUGUAACAUCCUUUCUGGAGGCUCAGAAUCUCUUUGGCUGCCAUUUCAUGUGUUAGCAUCCAAUCUGUGGUGAACCUCUGUAGAUAGGAACCCCACUCUUUUUUAAACCCUGCUGCUUUAUCCUGCUCACGUUCUCCUAGGAGAGUGUCUGUUCUGAGGAAGCAAAGAAAGGGUUGGGUGGGAGGCACAGCUCUACCAGGAGCUGUAGGAUGAUCGCAGCAAACCUCCAUCACGUUCUGCUCCCCACAUCUCAGAGAGAGAAAAGGAUCCACAAGGUUCUGCUCCCACUGCAUUUUCUUCUUGCUCCAUCUGCAGACUAGGGCAGUUAAGCAGGCUAUGGACGUGCAUCUCCUAAAGGAAGAGCUAUGCAGCACCAGCAAUUGGAACAUAAUAUUUCUGUGCUGCAUUAAGGGCUUCUCCCUGUAAUCACGACUCUGCUUGACUGUGCUGGGUGUUUGGUAGGGAGAUUUUUUUUUUUUUUUCUUUUUAUGUAAAACACUGGUGAGGACAGCCUCACUGGUCUCAGUCCUACAAGACCAGAUUGGCGAGGUAGGGCGAGGGGGAACGGAAGAUGUCUGCAUCCUUCUGAGGAAGAGAAGCCCAAGUCCUGGGACCUUGCCAAACUCCUUCAUGGGGCAGUGACCUCCUGGCCCCCUGUGGAACAGGGGUUCCGGGGCGUGGCUUUGCACUCACGUUGUGUGGUGGAACAGAGGUACAGACUGAGAUCUGAGAGGAACGUGCAGUCAGUUGUUCAGGUUCAGAGAUAAGUGUUCUCUCUAUUGUCCUCAUCCACAAAUGAAUCAUCACUAUUCUGGAGUUGAUGUCCGUGCUUGAAGCUUACUCCCAACAACAUGGCUCUUGUCUUAUUCUAACAGAAGUCUUUCGCUUAAGUUGGUCCGAUAGGUGUUACUGCCUAAUGCAAAUUCAUUUUUGGACAGACACUGAGGCAAGCUAUUCAGGAGAAGGGCGGUGUGAGUAGAAAGGAGACAAUUACUCCCAGUGCUUUCAGUUAUCUGGCCUAGGCUCCUUCUCGUUCCCACCCCUGGCACAGAGCAUCACAGUACCUUGGUUAUUUAGAGUCCAUACAUGUAAGAUAGAGUGAUUGGUAGGCUCAAAUGCAAGUUUGCUCAAAAAUAGGCCCUGAAGACUAGCUUGGGGCUUCAGGGAUGCUAGAUAAGGACACUGUCCCCAGGCCCCUUGCUAGAGACACUCCUCUGGACCCCUCUGGCCCUGUGUUGUCCUCACAGUGGUGUACUUUAUGCCACUGUGGGAGAGACAAGGCUCUGGGCCAGUAGACCAGGCAGAGCAGGGAUACUGCAGCCAGCUUAUAGCUCUUUUGAAAUGAAGUAAAAGAAUUCAGUGGCCCAAUUUGGCCAUUCUCUGAUGAGAAGCCAAGGCCAAGAUGAAGAGUGCUUUUGGAUGCGGUGGUUUGAGGUAAUGGCCUCCAAAUAAAGGUCAUAUCUGAGGAAGUGACUUCUCCCAGUUGGAUCCCUUCUCAACUCUAAAUGGUCAGGUCUAGAGCAUAAGAAGGGGUGGGUUAGGAAGGAGGGCUCCAAAGGAUGAAUGCUUCUACCCAAUCGAAAGGGAGUAUAUUUUCAUAGAAUUCUUGUGCAUAACGUUUAUGGGUCAAACCAAGUGCCUGCCUUUGGAGCUUCCAUUAUGUUUGACUUUGGGCACCUUUUCUCCCAGGUGUCAUGCUCACUGGUUGGGAAGGUGAAAGGUUUAGGAGAUAGGAUUGUAUGGUGCAAUAGCAGCCAUAACAAAAUUCAACAAAAAUGAAAAACUUAAUGGCAACAAAAAAGAUUGAAACAAAACCACAAUGAAACACAUCACAGCAUCCCAGAUGGAGGAGUUCUUUGGGUAAACGCUCUAAAUAGAAGAAAUAGAGGAACCGUCACCAUCCUUAUUCUACCUUUGGUUAACUCACGAGGCUGUCCAGUGCUUAUCAUGUGGAAAGCAGUCAACUGUGCUCUGAAAGCUUCUGUUCUUUCUUCCCGGGGCUUAGGAUAUUCUGGUUGCUGUCUGAGCCUUCUGCCUCAGGCUGUUCAAGUGACAUAAUCUUCCUGUUCUGGGUUGCUUGUUGGAGGACUAGAAGAAUGACAUUUGCAAGCCACAAGGUGGGGUGAGCCUCAGUGUGCAAUCUUGGUCUAAGCUGGAUCCUGAAGAGGUUAAGACAAAUAACAACAACAAAACAAAAACUACUUACACUGAGCAUUUUGAUCCCAGUUAGAAUUUUAAAUAUCCUUCUGCAUACCUUCUGUCCAUAUUUGAUUCUAAGUGAUUAAGCUUUCUUAGGUACCUUUUUGCUGGGGCUCUUUCAUGUGAAGGUAGUACCUGCCUUGUGAUCCUUAAAAGAGGGAGGCUUUAAACAUCAGAAGCCGGAGCGUGGGGAACUGGAGUGGAAGAGGCACUUUUUGGAAUUCUGGAAGAAACAUAUAUGUAUACAUAUGUUAAUUGGGAGAAGGGUGGGUUGGCAGGGGUUGAGGAGGUGGGAACAAAGACUGGGUAUAGGAACAGGUUGCCUCUGGAGUAUGGGAGGUCACCUGGGUCCACUGUCUUCCUUCUGUAUGGUGUUGGGUUUGUGUACAUGGCAUAACACUUCCUAUGUUUGUUCACUACUUGUUUGUAAGCGCUUUGGUGCAUGGAGCCCCAGUACCCUCACAUGGCAUUAAAGUAAAGAAUUAGAAUCUG